Molecule: messenger RNA, 7255 nt
Organism: Haliotis rubra (blacklip abalone)
Lineage: Eukaryota; Metazoa; Mollusca; Gastropoda; Lepetellida; Haliotidae
Product: cadherin EGF LAG seven-pass G-type receptor 1-like
Exons: 26
Coding region: 1445-4531 (1028 amino acids)
Biological process (GO): adenylate cyclase-activating G protein-coupled receptor signaling pathway; cell surface receptor signaling pathway
Cellular component (GO): membrane
Molecular function (GO): G protein-coupled receptor activity
Source: RefSeq, a predicted model, not a curated record
UCUUUAAUGCAAUAUUGUUAAGUCGAAAAACGGAUCUCCAUUUUUUAACUUGUACAUGAAAACAAUUCUGUCAGACACCUCAUCUUCAAACGAUUCAAUAAAUGUGCAUACUUUCGUCCCAGACAGCUCAGACACUUGAGAAAACUUUCAUUUUCUCCAAAUAAAAAACCCUCUUUAUCUUCGCUGACAGUUUAUUGAGGUAAAUGUUUCUUGCUGACGGUGAUUGCAUUGUGGCCCCAUUACAGGACAUCCGAAGUGUCUGGCAGAAAAGUUGGACAAAUAAAGAUUAAACAACCAAUAAAUAAAAACUGGAAAGUGACGUGCCUGUGGAUGAAUAUGGGUGUAUUUAAUUAACGUUACAGUGAUGCAAUUACGUUCAUGGAUUUGCCGUUGGUGAGGAGAAAAACCCGAGAAAGUUUCAAUUUGAAAUUUGCAAAUACGUUUUCUAGCAGAGGGAAUAUGUCACAAGGCAUCGGCAAGGCAAUAAAUGUCGCCCCAAGAUGGCGUAAAGUUGAUGAUCCGUCCCGAUUUGAUUAAAGUCAACUCAAUUCACGCCAGUUUAUUGAGAAGCAGAUUCCAUUGCCGAUAGUACCAUACUAUACUGAAGGCCGGGUCCAUUCAUUCAGCCGGGUGAUGCAGGCUGUAUAAUCGAUCAGACAGACAUUGGUUAUAAAGGCUUGGCCGGUAUCAUGGAGCUGGUCAUUCGAUAUAAGACUUUGGCCGAGGGAAGAUGCUAGUUGGGAGAUUCCACUGAGCCAGUAGGUUGGUUAACUAAUAAUUGAUUGGGUUGUGCCACUGUGGAAAUCUUGAGGGAAGAUAGAUUAUUGAUUUUGGUUGGAGUAAGCGUCUUCUAUCCUCAAGACUGUAUGGCUAGCUGAUGGAGAGCGCGAGACAAGGACGGGGAACGUGGUCGAAGGACCAGUCUGAAUCAAUCUGUUGGGCCACGGCGACGGGUCCACUGCUGUUUGAGAGAGUACUGUGGAUGUGAGCAUGGUCAUGAGCCACGAGCCGUCCGCUGUAGCGAGUCGAUUCCAGUCCCCGUAAACUCUAUUACAGUCAGAUAGCCAGAACUGAAAACCUCGAUGUAGAGGUGCGAUUACGUUGUGCGCGUGGCUUGCUCGUGACAAGCAGACGACCGUUUGUGUAUCGCACAGUACAGAACCCAGCUGGCCAACAGACGUAACUGGUGCUUAUUAGAUGGAAGAUUCUGACUGGACCAUCACAUGACAAGGUCUAAUGGUCAAGUCUGGAGGACAAGACACGAUUUGGUUAUGGACUGUAGAGAUGUAGAUUCGGCCACAUCAGAUCUUCCCUAAGAUGCGGGUGAUGAAGAAUAUACGUAUUUCAUAAUUCGGCAUGAAUUGUUCCUCUGGACGAAAUGAUGCCUUUUGAAGCGAUGGCUGAUGAUAAGAGAAGGAGGUAGCGAUCAGUACAGAACGACACGAUGUUGCUGCUGCUGAUGUUGGUGGUGGUUGUAGGUGCUGUGCAGUCUUCCGCUAAGACAGACAUCAAGCCACCGUACGACUGUCACCCGUUCUACUACACCAUCCCCGAGUGUGUGGACCACCCCGACGGGUAUGGGUGCGAGUGUGGCCCUGGGUUCCACUGGAACACCUACAUGUGCAUGUCCUCAGCAAUCGAUUCCAGAUUUGAAUAUAAGGCCCAAACCCCUGCCAGAUACACCUUGCUACUUGGAAAAGCUUUUCCAAAAUUAGACGAUUUUACCAUUGCUUUUUGGAUGAACGUAAGCGACCCACUUCAUCCGGGGACUAUUCUGUCAUACAAACAUGGCGACACGGAGAACCUUCUGCGCAUGAUGAGCGGCCCAACGUUGCAAUUUGAAAUCUGGGGUCAGAGGGAAGACACAGAGAUAAUACUUGACCCCCACGUGUGGUACCACAUCAUGUGGACAUGGACAUCAUCGAACGGCAGAUGGACACUGUUUCUCAAUGGGGAAAGCCGACACAGAGGUGUGAUGGACAAAGUGCUACGACCUGUUCCACUGGGCGGGGAAUUCGUUCUCGGCCAGUCAUCACGCCCGAAGGAUAAAGUGUUGUUCAACGUCACAUACGGACUAGAUGGGGACCUGGCGCAUUUGAAUAUUUGGGACUACACAAUGGAGGAGCCGGAGCUAAAGCAAAUAAUCGCAUCUUGCAAGUUCAUGUAUUGUGGCAAUGCUGUUGAGUGGGUCGAAUUCAGAAGCGGUACGAGGGGAGCCAUGAAGAUGCGAUGGCCAUCCGGUGUUCUCACUGGGGAGUGUUUCACGGAGAAGAUUGCCGCCGAAACGUGUGACAACUUCUGUAGCGACCUCAUAGGUGCCCAGUGUAACAGGGAAACCGUGGAGAACAUCGAGUGGACGAGGACGAAGGCAGAGAAGAACAUCAGCAUUGUGUGCCCGGGUCAGGAGGCAGCGGAGAAGAAGAACCUUACCGUGGACUACGCCACCAGAGCCUGUCGACUCCAAGAGAACGACAACAACGGCAUCUGGGACAUCCCACACAUCGAUGACUGCAUCUCGGAAGACCUCAUGGACCUCAAAAGAGAGUUCAAUGAGUUCACCACAUCCGGUAUCAAUGAGAUGUCUGUGCUGGAGUUGGCGUUUAAGCUCUUGAACCACACCGAGGACCACACUUACCUCAACCCCAUCGACAUCGCGUCUGUCAUCGACCUCAUCGAAAUCCUGGUCAAGACGCAGGGAGUGACCCCUCGGACUAUCACCUGGCGGGAAGGAGGGUCAACGUAUGCUCGUACCGACGAAAUCUAUCCCACGUUUGACCAAACACAGACCUUCUGCCAGAUACUGGCCUCAGUCGUAGACAAUCUCCUCAACUCUAAAAAUGAGAAAGGCUGGAACGCUACACAGCCUUCUGGUGUUGAGGGGGAUAACCUUAUGAAGGUCAUGCAUGAUUUUGCUGACGUCAUCUCGCGAAGUCUCGUCUUCCACGUGAUCGACGGAAUCAAGACAUACAGGGAGGCGUUUAUUCGAGUCUUCAAGAGCAAUAUAGAGUUUAAGAUCGAGACACACUGGAUCGAGAAGUUUAACGGUAUCCUCUUUCCUGAUUCGUACGACUUCAAGAGCGACACUCUCAAGUUUGAAGACGGCUCAGUGAGGAUCCAAGGAGACGCCUUUCUUACCCAGAAUGCAUCGCAGCUUCCAGUGUUCAUCGGUAUAUCAGCGUUUAGAUAUCCAACGCUUGCACGGGUUCUUCCAGGUCAAGCGGUCAAAAGCCGGCGCAAGGACGACUGGGUGAACACUCCUAUCGUUGCGUUGUUCACACAUAUGGGGGAUCUCUCGCUGUCACAGAACCUCACAUCACCCAUCAUCAUUGAUCUUCCAUUUCUAGACACAUUCAAUAUAUCCAAUCCCGACUGUGUAAGGUUGAACCAUCGAAAUAGAACCCGGAAAUGGACAUGGACGAGAAGUAACUGCGAGGUUCUCGAAUACAGACCGCAAUCAGUCAUGUGCGCAUGCUCAGUGCCUGGCGUGUUUGCCGUCACCACUGACAUGUUCAAUGAAAAUUGGGACAAGGGAGAUAAGCGCCCAGAGCUGAUGAACUUCGCGUCCUAUAUUGGAUGCACAGUAUCUGCCACCCUGUGUCUACUCUCCGUCCUUAUACACGUAUAUGUCAAAACCUCCUCCACAACGGCGUCUCUUCACAAGAACCUGUGUUUGUCCGUCAUGUUCGCUCAGAUGGUCUUCAUGUUCGGCAUCGACAGAUACGACCAGCCGGUUGUCUGUCAGGUGUUCGCCAUCCUCCUGCACUACUUCUUCCUGGCCACGUACUCGUGGUUGAUGAAUGAAGCCUUCAACCUGUACAUCGUCAUCACGUACUCCGCCCACAACCAAGGCGAGCUCACGGACUCGGGCUCCCUCGUCAGAUACUACGUCCUCGGCUGGGUGAUACCCGCUGUACUUGUGGGGGCUUUCGUUGGGAGUCACUCGGAUAAUUAUUACGCACCAGACAUGUGUUGGAUUGCCUGGGAACAUUUUUGGUUAUUUAUUGGUCCUGCAGUGGGCGUUUUAGCGAUAAAUAUUUUAGUGUUGAUAUUUACCGCCAAAGAACACAACGAAAAUUCCUACACGAAAAGUGAAAAGACUAAUAAAGUUAUAUUAAUCCAUAUGAAGGGCGUGUGGACCCAGCUUAUUCUAAACACCGUAUGUUGGUCGUUUGCCUUCAUCUCCAUAAAGAUGGUGGACACAAUAUUGAAAUACCUAUUUGCCAUGUUUAAUUUUUUACAGGGUGCUUUCUUCGUAGUGUUUUUCGUCCUACUGCAUGAAGAGGUGCGUGCUGUGUUAAAAAAUCGACAGAAGAAGAAGGCUCUGACGACCCAGGGCUUCGAGUACAACGAUGACCACUCUCUGGACUCCCUGGCUUCAUGCUCCGUACUGGACAAGGAAGCGUGUGUGGAGGCGGUGCCCCUUGACCCGAAGCCCGUGAGGAGACGAGAGUUGAUUCAACGGAAGCAGAAAAGUCACAUCGAGGCUAGCAGUGACGAGGGAUCAGAUUGUGAAAUGAUCACUUCCGUUUAAACAUGGCUACAUCCAAUACAAACAGUAUCAUAACACCAAGGCAUCCAUGAUGCAAUAAAGUGUUCAAUCAAGUGGAGUAUAUAUUCGAGAUCCCACAACACUUAAGAAAUAUGUGAUUUCAACGAAAUGUCCGAUUUAUGGAAACGUGUGACAAUGUGACCACAGGAUUUGCAAAGAUGAAUUACCUUUCCCACGAAACUGAUAUGGUCUUCGACUAAAUUAAGUUCAAAGGGGAUUGUCAUCAAUCAGCAUAAUCUUGAUGUUCCCAAGUAUGAAUUCCUGUGAUGAUUGUUGAAUACACAUCCGGGAACCGUCGUUGUUUAUUAGAACAGACAUUCCAUCAGAAGACGUAACAGAGCAGCAUGCAAGAGCACAUCCUGGCUUCAAGCAUCCAGUCCUUAGAUGCGUAAUUGUGACAAAUGGCAAAAGUGUAUUAUGUAUUCAUUCAUUAUAUCCCUGCCAACAGUACUGCCACAUACAAGCCAUCAAAUAUUGCUGUUACAGAUAUUGUAUAUUUCUAAUAGUAUUAUGCAGUGAGAUGAUAAAACUAAAAGUUCACGUUUUGUUAAAAAAUCUAUUUCGGUCUUCAUCAGAUUAUGUGUACAAAAAUAGUUAAUCACCGCAUACAAUAUAAUUCCUUAAAAAUGGUAAUGUUUUAAAAAUAGUAACCCUUCACCAGUUCAUGAAUGAAGUUUAUUAAACACGUGAGAUGCCAUUUUGAAAUACUGACACUGGAAUCAUUUAUCGAUGUGAUAUGUUUUGUAACUGCUUCAAUAGGUAUUCAAGUCAAAGCUUUAUGUCAAAGGUUAUGAUCCAGUUCUUGCGAACACCGGGAGGAAUAACAGUGUUCUUGUCCAAACUGUGCAUGACUUCUAUAGCUACUUCCUCUGAAGGAUACAUGGAGGUUCAGAAUAUAAGACAAUAUAGAAGCGGUACUUAACUUUUAAACCUGUUUGACAUUUCCUUUCAGUCUGGCCAGUUUGACCAUCAAGAUGACCACAUUGUUCCUGGAAAUAUGUAACAUGCAAUAUAAGAAUUGUUUGAGAGACUUCAUAAUUGUGUUUGUUUUGUACAAAACAGGCUUUUAGCAAUUAGUUUUUUCGGAGUCCAAUGCUGCUGAAUUCGGCGUUCAGCAAUUUACAAACAUAUCUUAGUGUCAAAUAUAAUGCUGUCAGUUUUGCAUCAUCACUGAGAAUGAUAUUUUAACGCAACAAGACGUGCAUAUGGACAGGAACGUCAAAAAAUACAGGUCAACAAUUUGAGAUUUGGGAGUUUUUAGUAUUCUUAAAAUACUUUAUCCAUGCCCAACUGUACUGGAAGGUAACGGUAGAGUGCAAGCCAACCAAUGUACCUUGCAAUAAUGUGUAUUGGUUAUGAAUGAAGAUGUACGUAUAUUUGACGUUACAAAUUUGAGCGUUUCCACAGAUACCACGUUUGAAUUUACGCCUAUUGCACAGCUUCCUUUAUGUGUGUACGAACUAUUCUAAUCAUAAGUCUUACUUAAUAUGGGUGUGAGAUGUUGAUAUGUAAUUCCAAGCAUAUUUGCGCGUUUGUAUAUAUAUAUAUACAUGUACUUGUUAUGCUGAAAUAUAUGUGUGAUGUUUGUGUUGAAAAUCUGUAUAUGUUUUGUCAUAGAAUAUGUUGAUAUAGCAAUGUUACUUGUUUGAUACAGUUUAUAUAUACUGUUGUUUAUACCAUUGUAUAUUAUUUGCUACGAUCAUACCAAAAAUCAAACGGUUUUGUUUGUUUAGUGAGAGUGCUUCAUUAAGCCGUUUUGUUACACAGUAUUGCCCGCUGCUAUACGUUCCUGCUUGAUGUGUGAAGGUUGUUAGUGUGAAUUUGCAAUAGUUGUUUCAAUGUAGUAUGAAUUUGUUAAUUUUGAAAGAAAAGCAAAAUACCUGCUGCAAUAUUUAUCUGAUUGAAUACAUAUUUUCGAUUACUUCAGUCAUGCAACAUCAAAGGACAUUUUGCUCUGUACCAUCAUUCGUUUACGUUUCCAGGAGUUGUAGAUAUAACAAUCAGUACCGUUUAUCCCUUGAAACAGAUUCCAUUGAGUGUUGAAUUCAAAUAGUGGUGGACAUUAUGGAUCACUGACAAUACGCGACGACAACAGGCCAUAACUCGAAUGAGUUAACAAUGAAUCGUGGCAGUCAUGUGGGUCAAAGUACAGGUAUGUCAGUCAAACAGACCACAAUGUAACCAAUGACAACAGUGUUUUCCAAGUUCAUUUUCAAAACAAACUGUGGUGAUUUCUUAUUUCACAAUAUCCGUGAGCAUGCUAGAGUUCUUUGACGGUUUACAGGGAAAACUCGUGAGAGUUUUGGUGGCGUUACCGCUUACAUACAUGAGAGCUUUGACGGUGUAACCGGUUACAUACACGAGAGCUUUGGCUGUGUUACCGGUUACAUUCAUGAGUGUUUUGGUGGUGUUACCGGUUACAUACAUGAGAGCUUUGGUGGUGUUACCGGUUACAUACAUGAGAGCAUGUGUGGUGUUACCGGUUACAUACAUGAGAGUUUGACGGCGUACAGGGAACACUCAUGAGAGCUUGGCGGUAUUACCCAGCGCUCUUGCCAGAAGCAUCCUUGAACGUGUAGACAAUGUUACCAUGAAUAUGCUUGUUAACUGUGGUUAUGUCACCUUAAGUAUAUUCACGAGCUGUGAGUACCUAUACAGCGAGUAUGCUUGGUAGCUUUGUCGGUGUCACUUGGAAUAUUCAUCACA